GAAAGGGUGACGUACAGCGGAGUUUUAUCUGGAUACAUAGUUCCAGAAGUUGAACUUUGUCAGCUGACUCGUCUGUCUGCGGGAAGUUAAACGAUGCCUGGGACUACGGAUCAGACUCUAUGUCCCGCGUGUGGCACAAAACAAAACAUUUCCCAAAGGUCAGCAGGUCAGGAGGAGUACGCGGGGACCUGCAUCAGCUGCGGCUUCUACAUGAAACUACGACUACAGCAGGGAGCUAGCGACGGCGUCACCUUCACAGUGAAUGGCACUCAGAUCACAGUAAGAGAUGAGUUUAACCCCGCCACGUCCCUCAACGAGUACCUGAGGAGGACAGGUGUGUCCCGGGGUACGAAGCAGCUGUGUAUUGAAGGAGGGUGUGGGGUGUGUCUGGUGGCCGUGAAACUGUACGAGCCGGUCAGCGCCACGUCACAGGUGUACGCCGUCAACUCGUGUCUAGUGCAGCUGUACAUGUGUGACGGGUGGGAGAUAACGACCAUCGAAGGACUGGGCAAUGUCCGAACUGGCCUCCAUGCAAUACAAAAGCGUCUGACUAAGUACAAUGGAGCUCAGUGUGGCUUCUGUAGCCCCGCCCAAGUCAUGAAUAUGUAUGGUUUGCUUCAGAGAAACCCCACACCCACCAUGCAGCAGGUUGAGGACGCCUAUGAUGUCUCUAUUUGUCGCUGCACAGGCUACAGACCAAUCCUGGACGCCAUGAAGUCUUUUGCUUCAGACGCUCCACCCAGUCUACAAGGCGGCAUGAUUGAUAUAGAGGAUUUGAACCCCAAGAUGUGCAAGAAGACCGGCGAGAGAUGCGAGGGCAAGUGUGACAAUAAGAGGGACAAGAAGAGCUGUUCCAGUGAUCGACAACGGGACAGCGGUUCCCUGAGUAACGUGGGCGCCAGGGCUGUGUGGUUCAAACCCACCACACUACAAGAGCUGUACACCCUGCUCCAUCAGCACCGCACGGACAACUACCGCCUGGUCUUCGGCAACACUGGCUUUGGCGUUUAUAAAGAGAUCGGACCGUGGAUGUAUGAUAUUUUGAUUGACAUCAAAGGAAUUCAGGAGCUGUACAGGAUUGAGUUCACUCCCUCGCUGGUGUGGGGCGCUAACCUGACGCUGACCAACAUCCACGACCUUUGCGACAAGGCGCGCAGCAACGCAUCACUGCCGUACGCCGCCGUCUUCGCGGAGCACAUCAAGAAAGUGGCCAACAAUGGCGUCAGGAACCUGGCAUCGUGGGCAGGCAAUCUGAUGCUGAAACACAGACAUCCAGAGUUCCUCUCUGACAUCUACACCAUGCUGGAUGUUGUUGGUACCAGACUUCUGAUUGGCGACGAUACCGGAAACAGAAGCCAGUGCACCUUGAAAGAGUUUCUCAGCCUGGACAUGCAGGGCAAAGUCAUCGAGGCAGCCUUACUCCCAACCUACACCGACACCAACAACUACAUCCGACUUUACCGUGUUUCACAACGACUACAGGCUGACCAUGGUCACGUGAUAGCAGGGUUUAACAUGAAGAUUGACAAGACCAACAACUGCACGGUGCUACAACGACCAACUAUCGUUUUCCAGGGCAUCAGCGGCACUCUGAACCGUGCUGAAAAUACAGAGACUUUUCUGGAAGGCAAGCAGCUGGGUGAUCCUCAAGUUCUGAGAGACUCACUUUCCAUGCUGAACAUGGAGCUAACCCCUGCCAGUGACCCUCUACUCGCCAGUGCUGAUUAUCGGCGAAGUACUGCAAUGUCAUUCUUCUACAAGUACGUGCUGGACGUGUGUGGAGACAAGGUGGCUCAGAGGUACCGCAGUGGAGGGGUCAGUCUGGUGCGCCCAGUGUCGUCAGCAACGCACUCCUAUGACACCCGGCAGGAGGAAUGGCCUCUCAACCAGGCCAUGGCUUCCAUCGACGCCGACUACAUGGUUUCUGGAAUGUCUCGGUACUUGGAUGAUGUUCCGCUGGAGCCUGGCGAGCUGCACGCUGCCUUCGUCCUCAGCACACAAGGGAACGCUGAGAUCGCAUCCAUGGAUGCCCAACUGGCGCUGUCUUUACCAGGGGUACUCCGGUUCAUCCAAGCUUCUGACUUUCCAGCUGGGGGACAAAAUAAUUUUUCUCCUGGUAGUCGAGCUUCAGAAGAGGUAAACGCACUGAGUGUUUAUUCUCUCAAGUGGUCGCGUGGAGUAUGCUGGCCAGCCCAUUGGCAUCAUCGUUGCAGACGACCCUCAGAUGGCAAGCACAGCUGCCUCCAUGGUCAGGGUGACCUACAAGAAUGUCCAGCCUCCGUUGUUGGACCUCAGGACGGCCAUCAACCAGAAAUCGUUCUUUCCUCGCCAGACGGAUCCUGUCAUCAGAGGGACCCAGACUCGGCCAUAGCCCAGUCCCCUCACCGUCUCCCUGGGUCUGUGGAAAUAGGAGACCAGUACCACUUCUACCUGGAGUCACAGAGCAGCAGGUGUGCCCCCAACGACACGGGGGGCAUGGACGUGCGGGCGACAACCCAGUGGGUGGAUUCCAUCGUGAGUGUGGUAUCACUGGUCCUCAACAUCCCAGUGAGCAGCGUGAACCUGGAGGUCGAACGCUUAGGUGGAGCUUUUGGGGGGAAGAUCACUCGCAACCACCUUGUAUCUGGGGCGUGUGCACUGGCUGCCUACAUCAUGCAAAGGCCAGUGCGCUUGGUCAUGGACCUGCACACAAACAUGAAGUCGCUGGGCAAACGCCACCCGGUGAUUGCAGAGUAUGAGGUAGGGUUCACAGAGGAAGGCAAGCUGAACGGACUCAAAGUCACCUACUAUCAUGACUGUGGUCACAGUGACUCUGACGGGUCUCUGUCUCGCCUUAUAAACUUCAUCGACAGCUCUUAUUUUUGUCCAAACUGGAACCUUACGACAAUGACUGUAAAAACAAACAAAGCAACCAACACCGCCUGCAGAUCACCACAGGGUGUGCCGUCUCAUUUCGUGAUCGAGACAGUAAUGGAGCACAUUGCGAAAACGCUCAAUAAAGAUCCCACGGAAAUCCGAAAACUCAAUCUUUAUCAAGAAGGACAGUUUACUCUCAAUGGCUCAAAACUGGAGAACUGUAACAUCGGAGAGGUUGUUUCCCAGUUAGAGACAUCUUCAGAUUUUGAAGCCCGUAAACGCCAGGUGGCCGAGUUCAAUCAGGCAAACCGUUGGAGAAAGCGUGGCAUCUCUCUGGUCCCCACAAGAUGGAUAGGGUGGGGUGGUCAUUUCAGUGUCCUUGUGGCCAUCUACAACUCUGACGGCUCUGUAGCAAUCGAGCAUGGCGGCAUCGACAUGGGACAGGGAAUCAACACAAAGGUGGCACAGGUGUGCGCCUAUGAGCUGGGUGUACCAAUGUCACUGAUCCGUGUCAAAAAAAUUCCUUCUACUGCCAACGCCAACUCAUCCUUAACCGCAGGUUCCACAGGCAGUGAACUGUGCUGUAUGGGAGUCAUCCAGUGUUGUCAGACAAUCAAGGCGAACAUGGCGCCAGUUCGGAUGAGGAUGCCGACAGCGCCAUGGAAGGACAUUGUUAGCGAGUGUUACCGCAGUGGAAUCGACCUUUCAGCCCACAUGCCUACACGAACCCAUUCAGCGAAUACCACAGCCAUUACAGCGUCUACACAGCUGCCGUGGCGGAGGCUGAGCUGGACGUACUCACAGGCCAGUCACAGCUCAACCGCGUGGACAUCUUGUACGACUGCGGAGAAAGGAGUACAAGCCACCUUACCUAAGGACCUGCCUGUAGACUUCCGAGUGAGCUUCCUGAGAAACGCACCCAAUCCCUUAGGAGUUCUUCGUUCUAAAGCCACCGGCGAGCCUACAGUUCCCCUCAGUAGUGUCGCUGUCUUCGCCAUCAAGCACGCCGUGGAGGCUGCACGUGCCGAGAUCGGCCAGGACACCUACUUCACACUCAAUUCACCUGCGCUGGUGCAACAUGUCCAGACAGCCUGCCAGGUAAAACCUGAACAGCUCACCUUUGGAAACUGAUCGUCUCUCUGAAAGUUUAAAGAAUUAAUUGCACGUGCAUGUGUAACAUGGAGGGAGCUGACUACGGUGGGACACGUCUGUCACGAUUAUGUCAACGAAGACUUUAUGUUCGAGGUGUGAGAUGUAUUUUACAACAACAAUGCAUUAUUGUCUGAAGACUGAAAGAGUUAUUCUCUCAGUAACAUGUAGAGUACCACACUGCUGUUCGUAGAGAAAAGAUUACAAAGUAAUUGUCAUGAUUAUCCUGGAAAAGGAUUCACAUUUUAUUCCUGAUAUGUUUAACCAAAUGCGUGCUACGUGUCCAACGAUUGUAAUAACACAGCACACGAAUUCACUUAACUAUACGGAAAAACUUCGUUUAAUAUUUUUGCUUCAGUUCUGAAAAUAAUAUUAUUCUUAGAUUCUGUGUUUGGAAUUAUAAUUGUUAAAAAUCUUAAUACAUUUUAUAAAUGAAAGAAUAUAAAUAACUACAUGGAAACAGAUUGCGGUUUACAGAAUUAUUUUAAAAGAGUUAUUGUUUUCACUUGUGAUUGAAGCCAGUGAAGGAUACACCCUUACCUUUGUAUUUUUUCCAGCUAUAUUUUAACCGAAAAAAUAUAUACUGAGAAUUUAAAGUAGCUUUCAAAAUGUAAUUCCUGUACUUAAUUCCCGGUAUCUUUACCUUGGUCAUUAAGAACAGCAUCGAAGACCACACUUCCAGUGUUAUGCUAUUUUAUUAGCUUUAUUGGCUAAGGUUUUACUGUUUUCUGGGAAACAUAUGGUGAUGGAAAUGUUCUUUACAAAAAAAUGUUUUUUUUAAUAACUUUUUAAAAUCGAUUAAUAAUUUUAUCUUUUAAUGUAUUAUUUCCUUUUCUUUAUAAUUUUCCAUUAGUAAUUUCUUUUUCUUGAAUAAAUUGAAUUGAAUUUGAUGUAAAGCUGGGUGUCUUUAAUGCACAAUUUAUAUAUAUUUAUGAAUUUCACAAAUUUUCUAAUGAAAUAAACAAAGGU
Messenger RNA from Pomacea canaliculata, 4974 nucleotides. Its product is annotated as xanthine dehydrogenase-like. The record is from RefSeq and is a predicted model, not a curated record. Gene Ontology annotation, molecular function: FAD binding; oxidoreductase activity; 2 iron, 2 sulfur cluster binding. Lineage: Eukaryota; Metazoa; Mollusca; Gastropoda; Architaenioglossa; Ampullariidae.